UCCAACUUCUCCACGGCCAGCCCGCACCGCCAUCCGCUCGCCCAUCUUUGAUUCGGCCUCUUCCCCUCUCGGGCUCUCCCCAUCGUCUCCCUUCGAGAGAAUCCGUUCCUCUUCCUCCCCUAGGAGCUUCCUCUGCCCCCCGCGAUCCGGCCAGCCUCGCCGGAACCCUAACCCUAGCCCGCCAUGGCCGGCUCCGCGCACCCCGCCUCAGGCGCCGCGAGGGCCGUGGUGCUCCGCCUCGACGACCUGUCGCUGCCGCCGCGGUACCUGACCGUGCCGUCCCACCUCCCGGUCUCCGACCUCCUCGGCUCCCUCCCGCUCCCUUCCUCCUCGUACUACCUCACCGCCGACGGCCGCCCGCUUCCGUCCUCCACCCCGGUGUCGUCGCUCCGCCCGUCGGCGUCCGUCCAGCUCCGCCUCCGCGCGCUCCGUGGCGGCGGAGGCGACGGCGGCGCCACGGGCGCCGAGUCCCGCGACUGCUACCUCUCCAUGUACCUCGCCAAGAAGCCCGACAAGGCGGACCCCAACGAGGCCCGCCUCUCGCGCUUCACCUGCUGCGCGCUCUCCGGGGAGCCCCUCGCCGCGCCCGCCGUGGCCGACCGUCUCGGGAACCUCUACAACAAGGAGGCCCUCGUCGAGGCGCUGCUCCACAAGCGCCUGCCCAAGGCGAUGUCCUACAUCCGGGGGCUGCGGGACAUGAUCCCCAUCCACCUGCACCCCAGGCCGGACGCCGACGCCGCCGGGGAGGAGGUCCGGUUCCAGUGCCCCGUCACCGGCCUCGAGUUCAACGGGAAGUACCAGUUCCUCGCGCUCCGGGGGUGCGGGCACGUGCUCAGCGUCAAGGCGCUCAAGGAGGUCAAGACGUCCGCGUGCUUGGUCUGCCACAAGGAGUUUGAGGAGGCCGACAAGAUGCCCAUCAACGGGACUGAAGAUGAGGUGGCCGCGCUGAGGAAGAGGAUGGAGGAGGAGAGGGGGAAGGUGAAGGAGAAGAAGGAGAAGAAGGUGGGGAAUGGCCUCAGUGGGAAUAAGCAUGCUGCUAAUGUUGCGGCAGCGGGGGCGGGGGCUGACAAGUUAGAGAAUGGGAAGAAGGGUGACGCGGCUUCAGCAAAGCGCUUCAAGGCUUCUGACCAUGCGCCAGCCCAUGCCAACAAGGAAGUGUAUGCAUCCAUAUUCACAUCGUCCAGGAAGUCGGAUUUCAAGGAGACAUACUCAUGCCGGUCACUUCCAUUGGGAAGGAAUUGAUGUCAUGGCAAGAGUGGUCGCUUCCAUUGGGAAGGAAUUGAUGUCACGGCAAGAGCGAUUGCAUUGCAUGGAGGUGAUCCUGUAUUGAUUUGCCUCGCACAUAUCAUGGAUGGCUCACAAGUUUAAUGUUGGUCGCUUUAUCUGGCGGUGUUAUUUAUCUUUGAUUGGCGAGAUCAUAUUUUGUCUGUUAGAGCAGUGUUAAAUUCAUCAUAUGAAUGAUGUGUGGAGUUUGCAACUAAUAGUUGAUCUUGUGUUGCAGCUUGUGUUGGAAUAAAGUUGUUACUUGUAUGCAUGGCUAAUGGUUCCCCAAAAAAAUGACAAACGGUGGUCUUCAUGUCGUUGUUCGCUUGUUGCCACAGUACAGUUAAUCAAAGUCCAUAUGUGAUCUUUUUAUGUAUUGCCCACAAAAGAUGUAAUCCAUGGAAUUCAACAGUGAGGAUGUGUGUGUGGACAGUAUGUGGUUUUGUGGACAUCAACAUUGCUAGUUUGUCAUUCUUUUCCCAAA
Molecule: messenger RNA, 1747 nt
Organism: Sorghum bicolor (sorghum)
Lineage: Eukaryota; Viridiplantae; Streptophyta; Magnoliopsida; Poales; Poaceae
Product: protein RTF2 homolog
Exons: 1
Coding region: 184-1242 (352 amino acids)
Biological process (GO): mitotic DNA replication termination; site-specific DNA replication termination at RTS1 barrier
Cellular component (GO): nucleus
Source: RefSeq, a predicted model, not a curated record